Molecule: messenger RNA, 3274 nt
Organism: Rhopilema esculentum
Lineage: Eukaryota; Metazoa; Cnidaria; Scyphozoa; Rhizostomeae; Rhizostomatidae
Source: RefSeq, a predicted model, not a curated record
GUUGUUUUGUUAGAUCUCCACGCGGAACUGCCGAUGUAAUUACAAACUUCUCAACAUUCCCAGCACAAUUGAUAAUGGGAAGUGUACAAGUGCUACAAUGUCUGAGAACUUCACAGACAAAGACUGAGCAAGGUAUAUUCAAUGUUUGCUACUUAAUUACUUGGAAUAUGUGGACGUGAGAAUGUGUGCACUGAUUAGCCGAUCAAACACAACAAAGGACAAUGGAUGUUUGCUUCUUUCAACAAAUUAGCUGGAAUGUUAAAGCAUAAAGCUACCUUUCUGUGUUCUGGAUGGUUUAAGAACAGUUAACUAAAACAGUGAUGAGCAAGUAAUGGGAGCAACAGAUGACACAGAGAUCAAUGAUGUGGAUUUUGAAAAGUCCCCAGAAGCAGGAUUCAUUAUCAGAGCUGCUACUUUCCCAUACUUGAUGAGAAGAACGCUACAUGAUUUUGAUGCUUUAGGACCAGUUGUGGAGCCAUGCAAAUUUUCUUCAGUAUUUUUUCUAACAUAUCAAUGGUUUCUGGAGCCAGGGGAGCUUCUUUCUCUUUUUUCAGACCGAUACAAGAUGUUAUAUUUAUCAGAUAAAGAAAAGGAACGAGCCAAAAAGCUCCAGAUAUGUCAAACAGUAAGUUAUUGGAUAAACAACUUUGGCUACGAUUUUAAAUCAUCACAAGAUGUGAGGAUGCAGUUACUCGAGUUCCAGAACGAGGUCCAGCUCGAUAUCGGAAAUAAGGCUGCUCGCCUUCUGGACUUGGAAAAGUGGAAUGUCACUAAACGCAGUCAGAAAUUCAAGCUUGAUUCAAGAACACAUGACAGUCUUAAUUUUAAUGAUAUCAGUUCUAAAGAUUUUGCUGCAAAUAUAACAUAUCUUGACUGGAAUGGAAUCAGCAAAAUACAGUUCGUGGAAUGGAGGAACUAUACAAAAGAAGGAAAAGCUGACUCAGCACCGAAUUUACAAAAACAGAUUGCCAUGUUCAAUAAUAUCUCCAAGUGGGUUGUUGCUAUGGUACUACAAAAGGAAUCAGCCAGUGGAAGGGCAAGGCAAUUCAAAAAGUUUAUUCAAAUUUGUAGAGAACUGAAAGACCUUGGUAAUUAUAACAGCUUAAUGGCAGUUAUUGGUGGCUUGUCUAAUAGUAUUUUGAAUAGAAUGCACAAGACUAGAGAAUUUUUGUCCAAUGAAGAUAAAUUGUUUAUCAAGGAAAUGCUCGAGCUACUUUCAUCUGAUAACAACUACAGUAACUACAGAAAUGAAGUUUCAAAAUUAGAUGGAAUUUACCUUCCUAUAUUAGGCGUUUUAAUGAAAGAUCUGAUUAGCCUGGACACGGCUGUGAAUGAUUUCUUUGAGAAGAGAAAGAGGCCAUUUUGCAAUUACAAGAAAAUGCUUCAGUUAGCACAACUUUUACAUCAAGUAACGAAUCUUGCCAAACACAAGCCUGAAAUCGUCCCAAAACAAGAUUUGGUUACCAUGCUAAGGGUUUCUUUGCAACCAAGGUACAGUGAAGAGGAGCUUUAUGAACUGUCCCUGGCUCGUGAACCAAGAUGUGAAACGAUAGGUUACCGAACCUUAAAAAGCAAUGGAUUGAAACCCGUCUUUGCUGAGUGGGCUGCUGGUGUAAAUGCAACUCCAGACAGAGAAACGGUUGAGCGUUAUGUUGACCGCAUGGUAGACGCGGUUUUCAAAAUAUACGAUAAAGACCGGGAUGGGAGCAUUAACCAAGCAGAAUUUCAAAGUAUAGCGACAAAUUUUCCAUUUAUUGAUGACUUUCAAAUGCUAGAUACAAAUUGUGAUGACAGCAUAAGUCGGGAAGAGAUGCGAAAUUACUUCAUGAACGUCAACUCGCACAAGAUGACAAGAGAUUUCGUCCACUGCUUCCAGGAGACAACUAUCAUCACUCCAGUAUUGUGUGAAUAUUGUACAGGAUAUCUUUGGGGCCUCGGUAAAUCAGCCUACAAAUGCAGAGAAUGCCAGAUAACGUGUCAUAAAGACUGCAAAGAUCACGUUGUUAUGGAAUGUCGUCAAAAGAAUCACAUCAAAGUGAAGAUGCCAAAGUCAAAAGCGCUGAAGAAAAAGCUGAAAUUUAUGGAACAGUCUUUCGGCGGAUCAACUGACUCACAAAUCUCUAAUGGCGAAUCUUCGUCUCCGAUUUCGCUGCAGAAAAUCAAUUUAAUUGACAAUGACGAAUUGCAGCUAUUGAAAAGCAAGCUUUAUGACUCAGAGAAGGAGCAGACAUUGUUACGAGAAGAAAACGAGCAAUUAAGGUUAAAACUCCACGAUGCAGAAAUUGAAGUCGACGAACUUAGGUUGAGACUUUCUGAUUUCAGACAACACACUUCUUACACGUUUUGGAAACAGAUGCAGAUGUUGAAUACGAAAGUGCAAACGGACGUAUAGCUCAACGGUUUCCGCUAACUACCUCCAUCAGUUUAGCAAUUUGGGACAACAGAAAUCUUGAUAAGACAGAGACCAUAAGUAAAAUAUGUCAAUUUCAUGUUUUGCUUUCAUGACUAUAUCUCGUCAGAGUUUGCUCAGCAAUCUGUCUCGCAAAAAGCUAAAAUUUUGAGUCAUUUACGCAAAAUCCAGAAGUUUUAUUUUUGCAAAGAAGAUAAAGAACUCUUGGAACAACGUUGUUUCAAACUGAUCAACAGAUUAAGAGACUGUAAAUUCUUAUUAUAAUUUACGCUCAUAGUUAUUAGUAAUGGCCCCUCUUAGAUAGAUAGUUUAAUUUCUAUUUAUUUUUAUCCAUAUAUUAAUGUAAUGUAACUCCACUCCCACUUUUUAUGUAUGCUAUAGAUUAGAAAUUUUCCGGGGAGCUGUGAAUUCGAAUAAUUAAGUAAAGAUGUAGAGUAAAUAAAGAUUUAGAAUAAAUAUCCUUUAGAAUUUAUCACCACCGUCACCAUCACCAUCCCUAUUAUCUUCAAUGAUGGUAAUAACAAUGAAUUAAUUUCAUUUUCGAUUCAAUUGCAAAUCUCAUUUUCGAUUCAAUCUGGUGUUUCAGAAAAUUCUGUAAGAAUAUAAUACAAAAAAAAUAAAGAAUGAUAUUUAUGUAUUUUGAUAAUGACAACAAUGGUAGUGAUAAUCUUCAACAAUAAAACCUUCAAUCACAAAUCAGCAAUCACCAAUCACAAUCUAUCAAUCGCCACUACCAUUGUAUUUCGAUGAUUUUAUCAUACAUGUAUCAAAGAAUUUAAAAUCGUAAACGUCGAUUAGUCAGUUGUAAACCAAUAUGUACAGAACAGUUAUUUGGUUUAAACAGAAGCAUUCUCACGCUGGUUA